Molecule: messenger RNA, 646 nt
Organism: Symbiodinium sp. CCMP2456
Lineage: Eukaryota; Dinophyceae; Suessiales; Symbiodiniaceae
Source: the annotation of a GenBank genome assembly
GUACAUAGGUGCGCUGAGAACCAUUGUCUUCUCCAUCAUCAGUACUCUGGGCUCCGUCUUCUGGACGUCCCUGCUGCUGGUGGUCCUUUUCUACUUAUUUGGCGUGCUGAUCGCACAAAUCGUCACAGACCACUGCAGGCACGUGAAGUUCCAACCAGUUCCCUUGGACUGCGCCAAUGAGGACACGGAAGAAGUGUUCGGCAAACUCCUGACAUAUUGGUCCAGCGUCAUGUGCACUUGGAAGCGCAAGUCCAAGAUUGACUUUCUUGACUUCUUUUUGAAGCCUCCUUUCCUGCUUCUCAUGGCCAUCACCGGCGGGCUGAGCUGGAAUGAUGCCCUGAUGCCUUUGCGGUCCAUCUCGGAGAUCGCUGUGACUGGCUUGAUCCUGUACAUCGUGAUAACCGUGCUAGCCGUGUUGAAUGUUGUCACUGGUGUCUUCUGUAAUAUGGCGAUCGAGUCUGCGCGUGCCGACAAGGACAUUGCCAUCAUGCAGCAAAUCCACAAGCAUGAGGCGCAAGUGGAUUCCCUGCGAGAGAUCUUCCACGAAAUUGAUCUGGCUUCUUGUCUUGGUGCUAGCAGUCUCCAUUGCUGCAAUUGUUCCUUGUUGCUAGUUCUUGCAAGGCAUAGCAUGAGUGUCUUCGCAUGA